AUGACGGGGCUGGAGGAGCAGGAGUUCGACUUCGAUUUCCUCUUCGAGUUCGACCGGAGCGACGAGGCCGCCCCAGAACACUACGGUUAUGCCUCCUCCACGCUCAGCUCUGGUCUGCCACUCCCCACCACGCACCCCUCGCUGCCGGCCCAGUGCCAGGACCUUCAGCCGUCCACCCCAGGCCUCUCAGCCAUCCCGGCUGCGGGGCAGCCCUCAGGGUACGCGGGCACUGUGGAUGGUGGGCCCUCGGGGUACUUCCUCUCUGCCGGCAGCAUCCGGCCUAAUGGAGGCCCAGCCCUGGAGAGCCCACGCAUCGAGAUCACGUCGUACCUGGGUCUGCACCACAACAGCAGCCCGUUCUUCCACGAUGUGGAGGUGGAGGACGUCCUGCCCAACUCCAAACGGUCCCCCUCCACAGCCACGCUGCACCUGCCCAGCCUGGAGGCCUACCGCGACCCCUCGUGCCUGAGCCCGGCCAGCAGCCUGUCCUCCCGCAGCUGCAACUCCGAGGCCUCGUCCUACGAGUCCAACUACUCGUACCCAUAUGCAUCCCCCCAGACGUCCCCAUGGCAGUCUCCCUGCGUGUCCCCCAAGACCACGGACCCCGAGGAAGGCUUUCCCCGCAGCCUGGGGGCCUGCGGUCUUCUGGGCUCACCGCGGCACUCCCCGUCCACCUCGCCACGCACCAGUGUCACCGAGGAGAGCUGGCUGGGGGCCCGCGGCUCCAGGCCCGCAUCCCCCUGCAACAAGAGGAAGUAUAGCCUCAAUGGCCGGCAGCCCUCCCACUCCCCCCACCACUCACCCACGCCAUCCCCGCACGGGUCCCCGCGGGUCAGCGUGACCGACGACACGUGGCUGGGCAACACCACGCAGUACACCAGCUCAGCCAUCGUGGCAGCCAUCAACGCCCUGACCACCGACAGCAGCCUGGACCUGGGCGAGGGUGUGCCCGUGAAGGCCCGCAGGACCGCCCUGGAGCCUUCGCCCUCGGUGGCACUCAAGGUGGAGCCGGCCGCGGAGGACCUGGGCGCCAGCCCACCCACGUCCGACUUCCCCCCUGAGGAGUUCUCCACCUUCCAGCACAUCAGGAAGGGCGCCUUCUGCGACCAGUACCUGUCUGUGCCGCAGCCUCCAUACCAGUGGGCCAAGCCCAAGUCCCUGUCCCCCACGUCCUACAUGAGCCCGUCUCUCCCUGCCCUCGACUGGCAGCUGCCCUCCCACUCUGGCCCGUAUGAACUCCGGAUUGAAGUGCAGCCCAAGUCCCACCACAGAGCUCACUACGAGACUGAGGGCAGUCGGGGGGCCGUGAAGGCAUCAGCUGGAGGACACCCCAUUGUGCAGCUGCACGGUUACUUAGAAAGCGAGCCACUCACGCUACAGCUGUUCAUCGGGACAGCGGAUGACCGCCUGCUGCGGCCUCACGCCUUCUACCAGGUCCACCGGAUCACGGGGAAAACCGUCUCCACCACCAGCCACGAAGCCAUCCUCUCCAACACCAAAGUCCUGGAAAUCCCACUUCUGCCGGAAAACAACAUGCGAGCCAUCAUUGACUGUGCCGGAAUCCUAAAACUCAGAAACUCUGACAUUGAGCUACGCAAGGGGGAGACGGACAUCGGGCGGAAGAACACCAGGGUGAGGCUGGUUUUCCGAGUCCACGUCCCCCAGCCCAACGGCCGGACACUGUCCCUCCAAGUCUCCUCGAACCCCAUCGAAUGUUCCCAGAGGUCGGCCCAGGAGCUACCCCUCGUGGAGAAGCAGAGCACGGACAGCUACCCGGUCAUCGGCGGUAAGAAGAUGGUCCUGUCUGGUCAUAACUUUCUGCAGGACUCCAAGGUCAUUUUUGUGGAGAAAGCUCCAGAUGGCCACCACGUCUGGGAGAUGGAAGCAAAAACGGACAGAGAGCUGUGCAAGCCGAACUCUUUGGUGGUUGAGAUACCGCCUUUUCGCAAUCAGAGAAUAACCAGCCCCGUGCAAGUCAGUUUCUACGUCUGCAACGGGAAGAGGAAGAGAAGCCAGUACCAGCACUUCACCUACCUUCCUGCCAACGUUCCAGCUAUAAAAACAGAGCCCACUGACGACUACGAGCCUGCUGCGACCUGUGCGCCAAUGAGCCAGGGCUUAAGUCCCCUCCCGAGGCCGUACUACAGCCAGCAGCUCACGAUGCCACCCGACCCCGGCGCCUGCCUCAUGGCCGGCUUCCCUCCCUGUCCACAGAGGAGCACCGUGAUGUCCACACCUCCCAGCGUGAGCCCAAAGCUCCAUGACCUUUCUUCUGCCGUCUACACCAAGGGCCUUGCCAGCCCAGGCCACGGUCACCUCGGACUCCAGCCUCUGGCUGGAGAGGUCCCCAUCAUUCAGGAAGUGCCAAGGCCUCUGGUCCCGCUCCCAGGCUCGCCCGAGCAGCCGCCCCCCGCCAGGCUGCAGCCGCAGUAAAUGAAAUAAUACGGAAUGACCUCUCCAGCACAAACACCCAUGCGUAGUUUGCCACGUUGGAGCCCACUCAGAAGCUGUGUGGUGUCAGUUCAGCGGGGACAGUUGAGCUUCAGCAUGCAAAGACUUUUGACAAAAUAAACUGAAUACACCUGGUACCACUCCACACUUCCAACUUACUGAAUGCUAGGACCUGAAGAUUACCUUCUAUGUACUAAGAAGUCACUCUCUAACAGGAAGGAAGGAAGGAAAGAAGACAAACCACUGUAUCUCUUGACGGAAAAAUCAUCUCAAGAAAACAGAAGUGAGGCGGGGAUAGGGGGAGUGCAGGAGACAGACCCCACAGGUGCCUGCCACGGCGUGGCCGUCCCGCUCCAAGUCUGACCCUUUGGGCGCCCCUGGAUUUCAAUACUGGAAGUGCCUUAUUUAACCAUCACGUCAGGGCAUCGUAGACCUGAGCAUUGAAUUCGCUUCCAUGAGAGCGUUUGUAGGAGCAAAGUCUAUAAAAGCAUUUCAUUUUGAGGCUUUUUGUGUAAAUUAAGAGAAUACUGGCAAGCUAGGGAUUGUGAGAGAAACCCAGCGUGAGUUUCCUACUUCUUUCAACUUUUCCUGGGCUAUAAUAUACAAUGUUGUUGCCUUACCCAGUGCAUUUUAGAAAUCUACCGAUCUGUCAUCUCCGUUCUUUCAUAAUGUACUUCUCUCCUCUGCAUUACUAAAACCAUAGGAUUGUUAAUAGUAGCAUGCUAGGAGUUUUGUUUUUAAUCUUGGCUUCGAACAUAGCACAAGUAAGUUGAAUAGCACAAAAUAGGUUACUGGACAAGAAAACAAUCUAUCUGUUACAGGAUAGGUCUUGCGUUUGCAUGUAUGUACAUAUACAGGCAUAUAUUUAUGUAUAAAUAAUAAAUAACAGAGAUGGUGAUGAUCAGUCUUUGCCCGGCAAGGGCUUCCACGUUAGCAAUAAACAGUGUCCAUUUUGGAAAAUGCACCUAAAACUCCACACCUGGCUCUCCGGCUACUUCCAUGGGGUCUGUCCCCCUCUGACAGAUGGCAUCUCACACUUAGAUGAGCACUUUAGAAAGCCAGGAGCAGUGCAUUAGAAAUGCCCGCAGGCGACCAGACAGCAAAAUUAGAAAGUAAUUGUAAAUAACGUUACAAAAGGAGUGUAAUAUAUUUGUUCAGUUAUAAGAUUAUUAUUUCACAGAAGCCUUAUAGCUCUCUGCUUCAUCUAAGAAAACAAUUACCAAAAACAAUGUUUUAAUAUGCAGCGCUGUGUAGUAUGUUUUCAGAUUAGUUACUGUUGACAGAUAGCGUAGGUUUUCCUACCGCAUUUUGUACAAUUAACUGCUUAUUACACAUUAUUACUAGCAGUGACCUAUUGUUUCAUAUAACCAAAAAGCAUGGUUUAAUUAAAACAUGUUUACCCUAAUAAUUGUGCCUUAGGAGUUAAUGCCCCCUUAUGGAACACGCCCGAACUGCACCCAUGGGUGGAGGUUGUACGUUACUAAGUCAGUGAGCAUGAAGUCAGGGUGGAGGAAGAGCUCUCCCACAGAAAGAAUUACCUUUCAAAUACUCUUCUGUAGGAUUGUGUCUGCCUUUUUUUUUUUAACUCGCAGAAAGAAACAAAAAUCUGAAAGCCAUAUUUGUAACAUUUGCCCCCGACUGUGCAGAGCUGAAGACACGUGGCUUCGUGCACACACGCUCCGCCCGCCCCGCAGGCUGGCUCUCCCGCCUGCAGCCCCGUUAUUUAUCCUGCAUUUAGCGUCGUACGAGUUGCAUGCAACAUUUCUUGGUGUAGACUGUCAUAUGAAAAGGAAAUGUUUGAUAUUUCUGUCAGCUGUCUUUGUAGUUAGAAAAUAGAUCCAAUAAAGCAGUAUUUUUUUUGCUGGACAA
Molecule: messenger RNA, 4320 nt
Organism: Galeopterus variegatus (Sunda flying lemur)
Lineage: Eukaryota; Metazoa; Chordata; Mammalia; Dermoptera; Cynocephalidae
Gene: NFATC1
Product: nuclear factor of activated T-cells, cytoplasmic, calcineurin-dependent 1
Exons: 10
Coding region: 1-2433 (810 amino acids)
Biological process (GO): regulation of transcription by RNA polymerase II; calcineurin-NFAT signaling cascade; cytokine production
Cellular component (GO): transcription regulator complex
Molecular function (GO): transcription factor binding; RNA polymerase II cis-regulatory region sequence-specific DNA binding; DNA-binding transcription factor activity, RNA polymerase II-specific
Source: RefSeq, a predicted model, not a curated record